Molecule: messenger RNA, 1107 nt
Organism: Aspergillus brunneoviolaceus CBS 621.78
Lineage: Eukaryota; Fungi; Ascomycota; Eurotiomycetes; Eurotiales; Aspergillaceae
Product: putative oxidoreductase, 2OG-Fe(II) oxygenase family
Exons: 1
Molecular function (GO): dioxygenase activity
Source: RefSeq, a predicted model, not a curated record
CCCGCCACGACCCCACGCGCGGCCCAACCGGCAGCAUCCUGCGCUACCUAUACUACCCCUCCCUGACCUCCCCGGCCACAAGCAGCUACAACCACCAACUCGACGUGCGCGCCGGCGCCCACUCCGACUACGGGAGCAUCACCCUCCUCUUCCAACGUCCGGGCCAACCGGGGCUGGAGAUCCUGACCCCGGAGAAAACCUGGGCGCCGGUGCCGGUCCUCCCCAACAGUGCCAGCAGCAGCACCACCACCACCGGCGAAGACAAAGAAUUCAUCUUCCCCCCCAUCCUCAUCAACAUCGGCGACCUCCUCAGCUACUGGACCGACGGACUGCUCAAAUCCACCGUCCACAGGGUGGUCUUCCCGGUCGCGGAGCAACAAGCCCCCCAACCGCGGGAUCGGUAUAGUGUCGUGUUCUUCUGUCAUCCGUUGGAUCGGACGGAGUUGGUGCCCGUGCCGAGUGAGACGGUGAGGCGGUAUCGUGAGGGCAAGAAGGAGGGCACCGCCGACGAGAUGAUCGGGUUUGGGGGUGGUGCGGGGGCGUUGGAGCCCGGGAAGAGGGCGGUGACGGCGCAUGAGCAUUUGAUGGCGCGGUUGGGGGCGACGUAUCAGUUUGAGGGGGGGAAGGAGUAGGUUCGUCUGGAUGGGUUGAUGGGAACGGGAGAUUGAAGGGGAAGGGGGACUGGAGAAGGGUGGGUUGGGAACGUGAUACAGACAUCAAGGAUGUAGCUCAGGUUUAUCAAAGUGUUUGUGGACCAGACUCAUUCAUAGGCAAAAGAUGCUGGAUUACUAUCUUAAAUGGUUGAUCUCCUCUUGUGUGCGAAGUCACAGCAGAACCAGGCCAGACCAACAAGAAAUCAAACAGUCACAAGGAAAUCCUUAGCCGAAUCGAAUAGCUAGGAGUUUUAAGGCCAAUCGCCAGACACAAAGAGUGGAUCGUAUGCACAGAAAUUCCUCGAGUUUCCUUUUCCAAAGGAAACCAUACUCAAGGAAAUGCCAUGAGAGAUAGAACUAUCACUGCUCGGGGUGGGACCCACAAAACCACCACAACAAAAUUCCAAGGCUGCAUCGAUGGUCACCACUCCCAAAGUCCUAAACCAGGACCAUC